AAAAGCCAACAUUCUUUCUCCAUUGAUUUCUUCCGAACUAUUGUUCGAUAACCUUGUCGGUGAGUAAGUCGCGUGUACUGCAGUUUUAUUCUGUGACAAAAGUCAAGAGGUGACACUAAUGUAAAUGUUUGUCAUAAUUUAAUGAUGUGCUGUUUAAGACUUUUAGAUUUAUUCCUAGUGAUUGUUCUAGCGAUUACAACUCUACUGGUUUACUCACAACCACCAAAACAACCUAUCAGUUUUCUGCUGGUUGGUAAAACAGGUAGUGGUAAGAGCACUACAGGGAAUACAAUUCUUAGGAAAAAAGUAUUCAAAACUGGAGCAAGUUUCACAUCUGUCACAAAAACUAUUGAAAGUAGUUUUUCCGCGUACCAAGGAACGAAAAUAACAGUUGUGGAUACUCCAGGAUUCAUGGAUACUCAAAUGGAAAAUCAAAUUUUGGCUGACAUUCACCUUCAAUCCAUCCAUGCAAGCCCGACAGGAUUCGAUGCUUUUUUGUACGUUGUUCCCUAUGGUGCAAGAUUUACUGAUUGGGACACAACAGUGAAAGAAAACUUUAAGGAAACUUUUGGAGAGGAUGUUAUUAAAAAAUUGUCUAUUAUUGUUUUAACAAGGGGAGACCAAUACAGUCCUGAAGAAACUGAAACAAAAGAUUUUCAAGACUGGUGGAACAAACAAAAAGGUGGAUUCAAAGAUCUGAUUGAUGAAAGUGGUGGGAGAGUUCUUUUAAUCAACAAUAAACUGGCGGAUAUAGAUCAGAAUGAGCAAAUAGAACAGCUGAUUGAAAUGGUGAAACAAAUAAAAGGACAUUAUAACCAAAAUGACUUCGAAAAAGCUAAAAUCAGAAGAAAAAUUACAGCAGACCUUAAUGACAUUAAACAGCUUUACAAAGGUGAUAAAACAAUAGAAAUGUUAGAAGUUGUUCAGCAUAAAGUGCAUGCUCUGCUUAAUUAUGCCAACACAAAAAUCAGGCUGUAUCCAACUCUGAGACCUAUAGCUGAUCCAUUACAACCUCUGGCUGAAUCUGUUCAACGUGAAAUAGAUGCUAAACGUAGACAAGAAGAAGAAGAAGCUAGAAGAAGAGAAGAAAACAGAAACAGAGAAUUGUCCAGAGAAACGGCAGUCACAGCUUCUGGCCCAUCUUUUUUAGACUUUCUUAUUGGGGCUGCUCUGUUUAUAGGUGGUUUCUUUCUUUUAUUGUAGAUGAAAUAAUUUAGGUUUAAAUAAACGUAGAUAAAAGUAAAAAUGUUUGAGUG
This is a messenger RNA of Physella acuta, 1256 nucleotides long. Its product is annotated as GTPase IMAP family member 4-like. NCBI's taxonomy places the organism in Eukaryota, Metazoa, Mollusca, Gastropoda, Physidae. Gene Ontology annotation, molecular function: GTP binding. The record is from RefSeq and is a predicted model, not a curated record.